This is a messenger RNA of Brettanomyces bruxellensis, 1896 nucleotides long. RefSeq lists its product as uncharacterized. Gene Ontology annotation, molecular function: aspartic-type endopeptidase activity. Lineage: Eukaryota; Fungi; Ascomycota; Pichiomycetes; Pichiales; Pichiaceae. The transcript has a single exon. The record is from RefSeq and is a predicted model, not a curated record. Bases 1 to 1896 code for a protein of 631 amino acids. Gene Ontology annotation, biological process: proteolysis.
AUGUUACCAAUACUUACGCUUUUAUCACUUGUGCUGUCUGGGUGUUUGGCACACCCUGCACCAGUAGCAUCUCCAGGAUAUCUAAAGAUCGAUGCAUACAAGUACAGAGGAUCUACACCGGAAAGUGCAGAACUAGGAGCUGAGCCUUACGUGCUUCAGAAAAGAAACACAGAUGGCUCAUUGGAGAUGACAUUGAUGAAUGAAGAGACAUACUACCAGGCAGAAAUAGAACUCGGGUCAAAUAAGCAGAAGGUCGGUGUGCUUGUUGAUACAGGAUCGUCUGAUUUGUGGGUCAUCUCAUCCAAUAAUACUGGAUGUAACUCGGACGAGUCUAGUGGAGUGAGUGCUUAUGGUGGAUACUCCACGGUGUACGAAACAGAAUCUGCAUAUUCCGCGGUGAUGAGCGAGAUGAGCGAGAUGGGAGGCAUGGGUGGCGGAGCGUACACUACCACGAUGUGGUUUAAAGGUGUUGCACCUUGGCAGAUUCGCAAUAUGAAUGCCAUUAGCAACAGCAGUGACGUUGAAGUCAUGAAGGAAAAUAAGGACACAAGUGGAACUGCGACGCAGAAUUCGAUGAAUGCAGUUAUGUCGAGUGAUGAUCCCGAGUCGACACUUGAUUGCAAUGCGGAGGGAACGUUUGAUUCGAGUGAAUCAUCGAGUUUCAAGUCCAAUGGCACAUCUUUUUCAAUCGAGUAUGCCGAUUCGACGUUUGCAAAGGGAACAUGGGGACACGACACGGUUGUUAUAAACGACCAGGCGGUGAAGUCCCUCUCAUUUGCCGUGUGCGAUGACACAGACAACAAAUUGGGUGUUCUGGGUAUUGGAUUAAUGGGAUUGGAGACAACUUAUGGAGGAUCGAGCUCAGGAUCUGCAAGCAGCAUGUACAUGUACGAAAAUCUUCCCGCAAAGCUCAAGAGUGACGGCAUAACCAAGAGUAUUUCUUACUCUAUUUACUUGAACGAUACCUCGUCGAGCAAGGCAAGCGUGUUAUUCGGAGCUGUUGACCACAGCAAGUACCAGGGAACGUUGAACUUGUUCCCGAUUAUCAACUCGGUUGCCAGCUACGGCUACAAAAACCCGAUCCGGUUGGAGAUAACGUUGAGUUCGUUCACAGUUGGUUCAUACACGGAAAACGAGGAAGUCAAAGUUGCACAGGGCGAGGCAGCAGCACUUCUUGACACCGGUACUACUCUAACGUACAUUCCAAGUGAUGUUCUUAAGAGGCUAGUCAGCGCUGUCAGUGCAAAGUACAAUGCCAACAUUGGAUACUACAUGAAGUGUAGCGACGGCGAUAAUUACUACGUCACGCUUAAUUUCCAGGGUGUCGACUUCCGCUUUUCACUUUCGUCUUUCAUGAUCUCCUUGACUACCAGCGAUGGAUCCACAUCCUCAUAUUGUGUCAUUGGCUUCCGUUCAAGCGAUGAUGAAUCCUUCACCUUGGGUGAUACUUUUCUCCGCAAUGUGUACUUUGCUGCCGAUCUCGAAAACUACCAGAUUGGUAUGGCUAUGGCGGACUUUGACUCCAAUACUGAAGACAUCGAUCUCAUCGAAAGCUCCAUCCCAUCUGCCAAGUCUGUUGCCUCGUGGUCUGCUACAUAUGGCCAGAGUGCAACCGUACUCAGUACCGUGCCUGCAUCAACAAAGGCUGUGACAUAUUCAAAACCUACUGGCAAUAAUGCAGGUGAAGUGUCUGGUGCUACUGGCACUGCCGACUCUCAGGCCUCAUCAUCUGAUUCUCCCGCAUCUACAGUUACGACAUCUUCUGGCAGCUCAUCUUCAGGCUCAUCUUCAGGCUCAUCUUCAGGUUCGAAGAAUGCAGCAGUCACGGCAGUUGGAACAACCCGAAUGACAAUAAUACUGUCGCUGGUUGGAACACUUCUUACUCUAUUUUUGUAA